Molecule: messenger RNA, 342 nt
Organism: Trypanosoma rangeli
Lineage: Eukaryota; Euglenozoa; Kinetoplastea; Trypanosomatida; Trypanosomatidae
Product: putative CTD nuclear envelope phosphatase 1A-like
Exons: 1
Coding region: 1-342 (113 amino acids)
Source: RefSeq, a predicted model, not a curated record
AUGGGUUGCAUGCAGCGUCUACUCAACGUAGUCCUUCCCUGUGUCUUUUGCUUAUUUCAGGAGGCUCUGUUGGACGGUGUGAUGGCAUGCAGGAAUAUUCAUAAGACGCUCUACGUACUCGGUUGCUUCUUCACUGGUCGAAGCCAUCUUGCUUAUCCUUGCCCUUUGGUGCAACUCAAAAAAAAAAAGCCGAAUUUGCGCUGUAUCGGCGCCGCAAACCUAAUUCCUCCGGAUCUCUCACUUCCUCUGGCAGCUGUACAGCGUUUGAGCUGUGGGAAUCAUCUGGUGACAGUAUACUACCACGAGAGAAUGGCGGGCAGGGGGGUAAUUCCCCCUUGCUAG